Rhinichthys klamathensis goyatoka is the source of this 6068-nucleotide messenger RNA. Its product is annotated as rootletin-like. NCBI's taxonomy places the organism in Eukaryota, Metazoa, Chordata, Actinopteri, Cypriniformes, Leuciscidae. The transcript is spliced from 36 exons. The record is from RefSeq and is a predicted model, not a curated record. The coding region runs from base 87 to 6059 and encodes 1990 amino acids.
AACGGCGCGAGUCACUGAUUUUAUCCGGUUUAUCGAGUCUAAAAUAGAUUAUAUCCGAUUGUAAUGAAUCUAAUCGUAACUUCACCAUGAGCGGUUCUGAAGACCCGAACGAGUCCAAACUUGAGGCGGUGAUUCAGAGGCUGGAGGAGAGCGUUCUGUGUGAAGAAAAGCGUCUGAGGGUUCGAGGAUGUUCUCCAGAUGAGCCUCAGUCACGGUUACCCGCCCGCGUGCGCGAGAUCGUGUCCCGAAACCUGAGCGAUAGCGCUGGAGGCAUGUCGUCGAGUCUGUCGGUCCCAGAGGAGAACCGGGUUCUUCAGGCAGAACUGAGUCGUGUGGAGGAUCUUCUGGCUCACAGUCGAGCAGAACGAGAUGAACUGGCCAUCAAAUACAGCGCCAUCAGCGAGAGACUGGAGCAGGCGCUGAGGAUGGAGUCGGCCGAGGAGGAUCCGGGUUCUCCUGAGUCGCUCAGUCUAGCGCAGCAGAACGUGGAUCUGCGCAGACGGCUGGACGAGGAGCAGGCGGCGUAUAAACGCAAACUCACGGCGUACCAGGAGGGGCAGCAGAGACAAGCGCAGCUCGUGCAGAAACUACAGGCCAAGGUUCUACAGUACAAGAAGAAGUGUGGAGAUCUGGAACAGAUGCUGCUGGAGAAGUCUGCUAGCCGGUGUGGCGGCACUAACGGUCAUGAUGACGAGGAGCCCAGCAGCGAGAUGGAGAGCGCCCUCAUCAGGCUGGAGGAGGAACAGCAGAGGAGCAGCGGUCUAUCCGCGGUCAACGCUAUGCUGCGAGAGCAGCUGGAACAGGCCGGACUGGCCAACGAGGCGCUCAGCCAGGACAUCCGCAGACUCACUGCUGAUUGGACCAGAGCGAGGGAGGAGCUGGAGCAGAGGGAGUGUGAUUGGAGGAAAGAGGAGGAGUCUUUCCACAGCUACUUCAGUAGCGAGCACAGCCGUCUGCUGGCGCUCUGGAGGCAGGUGGUGGGUCUGCGCAGGCACGUCUGCGAGAUGAAGAGCGCCACCGAGAGGGAUCUGUCUGCGGUGAGGAACCAGCUGGCGUGUGCGGCUCAGAGUGUGCAGCUGCAGUGUGUGAGCACCUGCUCAGUCUUGCGCAGUCGGGAGGAAGCGUCUGCGCAGAUGCUGGAGAGAGAGACGGGCGUGCGACUGCAACUGGAGCAGCAGCUGAGAGAGACGGUGACGGAGAUGAUGACACUGCAGGCCAAGAGCGACUCGGAGCGGGUCGAGAUCAACACACGGCUUGUGGAUGCAGUGAGAGAGCUUGAGCGUCUCAAAGCUCAUGUGGAGGACAGAGAACAGGAAGUGACAACACUCAACAGGAAACUGCAGGAUCAGAGGAGCCUUGAGGAAACUGAAGUUCAUUCACUCAGGACACACACUGCAGCACUGCAGAACACACUCCGAGACAUCACACAGCUGGUGUUCUCUGACAGUGACGGUGUGGACGGAAACACUGAAGAGUCUCUUCUGCCGUUACUGCGCUCUUCAUCAUCAUCAUCAUCAUUACCCAUCAUCCCUGACAGCUGUCUGUCUGCACUCCGCUCCAGUCUGACCCACAGACAGGUCCAGAUACAGGAGCUGCGUGAGCGUCUGGCGUCUGCGCAGUCGUCAGUCCAGCACCUGCGCAGGCAGCAGACGGAGGCGGAGUCAAGCCGACGGGAGGCGGAGUCAGGCCGGAGAGAGGCGGAGCUUCGGGUGCAGACGCUGCAGGGAGAGCGAGACGAGGCUCAGAGAGAGAGAGAGACGGCUGUGAGAGAGAGACACCGACUCAGACAGGAGAGAGACACACUCAGCAGUGAGAAGGAGUGUGUGUGUAAAGCGGCGCAGACGCAGGCGCAGCUGCUGCAGAUGGAGUGUGAGAGAAUGCAGGUGUGUGUGACGUCUGCGCAGAGAGAGAGAGAGGCCGAGCAAGAGGAGAGAGAGGCCGCGGAGUUGGAGAGAGACCGAGCGAGGGCAGAGACACACAGAACUCAGCAGAUGUGGGACGAGUCGGAGUGUCGAGCUUCUGCACUGCGAGCUGAACUGGCGGCGUUGAGAGAGUCUCUCCAGCAGGGGGCGUCAGACAGACAGAUGAUGGAGGCGGAGAACACACAGCUGAGGGACACACUCACCCGGAGUGAGAGCAGUCGCGCUGAGCUCUCGCUAGCGGUCACGAAGCUUCACUCGGAGGAGUCGUCACUCAGAGAUUCGCUCGCGAAGAUGAGCGCCAUUAACGAGAGUCUCGCGCAGGACAAGUCUGAACUCAACAGCCUCGUCGUACAGCUGGAGGAGGAAAAGAGUGUGUUGCUGUCUCAGCGAAGAGAAGCGCAACAAGAGAAGCUGACCAUCAGAGACGAGCUCGUUCGCUCCGAGCAGGACCGACUGGAGCUGGACUCUGUCCGUCUCAGCCUCAGCCAAUCACUGCAGGAGGCGGAGCUGGCGAGGGCGGGGCUGGAGGCGGAGCUUCAGUCGCUGCAGGCGGACAGAGCCAAACUGCAGGACAGAAUUACACAGCUGAUUGGUGAGCUGGGUGGUCUGGAGGCGGAGCUUGGGUCGGUCCGCGGUGAAGGCGAUAGGCAGAGCUCCGCCCUGGAGGAGGCGGGGCGUGGGAGGGCGGAGCUAGUGAGAGAGAGGGCGGGGCUUCUGGUUCAGCUGAACGCCUCAGAGAGAGAGAACGCCACUCUGACAGAGGAGAUCGCUUGCUUCAGGUCGGAGAGGGAGGCUCUGGAGACGAGUCUUUUCGAGCUGCAGCAGCAAAUAAAUCAAAUGGAGUCUCGCCGUGAACAGCUGGAGUCGGAGAACCAGAACCUGCGAUUGCGUACUGACAGCAUUACAGCGGAGCUGAAGCGUGUGCGCGCUGAGAGAGAGACGGUUCUGUCUCAGAGUGAGAAAGAGAGAGACGCGCUGAGAGACGUGCUGGCGGCGGCUCAACAUGAAGCUCAGCGGGUUCUGCGCGCGACCCUGUCCGACCACCAGGAGGAGCUGGAGAGACUGGCCAAUCAGAAGGAGGCGCUGCGCUGCAGUCUGGAGGCCGAGCAGCAGGGGGCGCUGCGGCGGGUGCGGGAACACCUGGAGGAUCAGCUGACCCGGCGGGAGCGCGAGGGGGAGGAGCUUCAGGAGCAGCUGCGGGCGCUGCAGCGCGACCGGGACCAGAGUCUGCUACAGGCGGAGUCCGACAAACAGCAGGCGCUGUCCGUGAAGGAGGCGGAGAAGGCGGUGCUGGCGGAGAAGGCGAGCGCCCUACAGGCGGAGCUGAGCACUGCAGCGCUGGAGCUGGAGAGACUGGGCCGGGAGACGGCGCUGCUCAGGGACCAGGAGCGGGCUGCGGUCGCGUCUCUGAGCGCAGAACUGCAGGAGCUGCGCUGUGAGCUUCAGGACGCCGGCGGUGCACACGCGCGAGAGCUGCGCAGACGGCAGGAGGACUGCGCAGACCUGCAGACGCGAGCCGACACGGCGCUCCGAGAGUUGGAGGAGUGUCGCGCGCUGCUGUCGUCCAGCGAGGAGAGCCGGGACAGUGCCAGGAGAGAUCUUCUGGAGAUGGAUAAACGCUUGUGCCAGAUACGGGAGGCGGGGGAGGGGCUUAGGCGAGAGGGGGCGGAGCUACGGCGCUCUCUUAGUGAUGUCACCAAGGAGAGGGACGCUCUCAGCCAAUCAAACGCGCAGCUGAGGGAAGCACUGAGAGCGGCGGAGAGCGAGAGAAUCAGCGUGAAGCGUGUGUGUGAGGAGAAGGAGCAGAGGGCGUGUCUGCUGGAGGAGAGCCUGGCGUCUGCGCAGACGGAGGUGUCCGAUCUGCGCUCGUGUCUGCGUGAGGUGGAGCGAUCCCGACUGGAGGCGCGCAGGGAACUGCAGGAGCUGCGCAGACAGGUGAAAGUCGUGGAUGCCGAGCGCGAGCAGACGGCUAAGCAGACGACCGAUCUGCAGAUGCGUUUAUCCGCGGAGGAGCAGAAGGACGAGGAGCGAGCGAGAGAACUGAUCUCGCUCAAACAGAGACUCGCCGAGACAGAAACUAGCAGAAACUCUCUUCAGAAAGAGCUGUCUUCUCUACAGAGGCGUGUGAGCGAGAGCGAGUUGUGCUGGCGCAGUCGCGAGCGCGAGUUAACGUCUCAGCUACAGGACGCUCGCGGCUGUGAGAAGAAGCUUCAGGACGAGGCACGUAACCUCUCCGUCCGCGCGCAGUCGACCUCGGAUGCGUCUGCGCAGAUGCAGCUGCAGCUGAGUGAUGCGCAGGGCCGCCUGGCUGCGACGGAGGCGGAGCUAUCGCGAGCGGAGGCGGGGCGCAGGGAUCUGGAGUUCAGGAUGAGCAGUCUGCAGUCGGCACUCACGCGCACACUGGGCAUCGGGGCCAGUGGGCGGAGCAGCAGCAGGGGGCGGAGCCCGGCAGGCUCCUCCCCUUCCUCUCUGAGCUCAGGGAUGAUGUCUCGCCAUAGGAGCGUGUCUCCGCUGCACUGCUCGCUGUCGCCACCCAAAGAUGUGGCAGGUCACGUGACUCCUGAUAACAGCAUCAUGCUGAGGCCGGUGUCUCCAGAGAGGACCGACGCCCCGCUGCCCGUCGCCCUGCCGGAGCUCGACCCCGAAGCCCUGCGCAGCGGCCUCAGAGACUUCCUACAGGAGCUGCGCGAGGCUCAGCGAGACCGAGUCGAGGCGCGCGGUCAACUGGGGUCACUGCAGAGGGAACUACAGGAAGUGACCUCAGAGAGAGACUCCGCCCACCAGCGCCUCAUUCAGCUGCACAACACACUACAGGAGUGCCAGGAGGAUAAGCGUGGCGUGGAUGGAAAGCUGUCGUCGGCUCAAGCUCUGCUGCAUGAGCAGGACGAGUCCCUGCGGAGAGGAGAGAGAGAGCGGCGAGCGCUAAACGAGCGAAUCGCCGAGCUGGAGCGGCUGUCCCUGAGCGCCGAGGCCGAGCGCACGCGCGUGGAGGAGCAGUGCAGCCAGCUGCGCGCGGGAGAGGCGCGUGUGGAGGCGGAGCGGCGGCGGCUGCGCGAGGCGCUGGAGGAGGCGGAGGGCCGGGGCACACGGGUGGAGCUGGGGAGGCGGAGCCUGGAGGGAGAGCUGCAGAGACUGAGGCUGAGUCUGACGGAGAGAGAGAUGGAGAUCCAGGCGGCUCACGACCGCCACGAGAGCGCCGCCAAACAGGUGUCGGAGGCCGAGGCCCGCGCGGCGAGUCUCCAGCGGGAGGUGGACAGGCUGACGGCGCUGCUGGCCAAAGCUCAGGACGGGGAGGGCGAUCAGAGAGAGCGAGCGCUGGCUCUCUCCCAGAGUCUGCAGGAAGCCUCCGCUGCCCACAGCGCCACCCAGGGGCGUCUGACGGCCCUGCAGAAAACACUGGGCCAGGCGGAGGGCGAGCGCAGGCAGACGCAGGAGCGUGUGGACGGGCUGCGCGCGGCGCUGUCGGACGGGAAGCGGAGCGUGGGUCUCCUCACGGAGCGCGUGCACACACUGCAGUCGGAGCUGAGCCAGAGUCAGCUGAUCCGGGCGGAGCUGGAGGCGGCGCUGCUCAACACACAGGAGGCUCUGCGCCAGAGGUCCGACGGCCUGGCCGAGGCCCAGCGAGCGCUGCAGGCUGCGCAGACGGAGCGGGCGACUGCAGAGGAGCGUCUGCGCAGCCUUCAGAGAGCCGUGGCUUUACUGGAGACCGAGAGGAGAGAGUCCGAGAGACAGGCAGUGCGCCUCGAGAAGGACAAGACUGCGCUGAGGAGCACUCUGGAGAAGGUGGAGCGCCAGAAGCUGAAGACGGAGGAGAGUAGCAUGCGCUUGUGCGCGGAGAAAGGCCGCCUGGAUCGUUCGCUCAACACCGUGGAGCAGGAGCUGACGGACGCGCAGAAGCAGGUCGCGAUGCUGCAGGCUCAGCUGGCCGAGCUGGAGCAGAGUCACAGCACUAACGAGCAGUCGGCCCGCGUGCGCGAGGACGAGAGACACCGCGUCAGCCAGAGAGAGGCGGAGCGGACGCUAGCCGCGCGAGAGAGAGCGUACCGCCAGCGCGUCAGGGGUCUGGAGGAGCAGGUGUCCACGCUGAAGGAGCAGCUACAGCACGAGAUCCGCCGCAGAACGCCCUCGCUAACGUGAGAUAUAUCA